GGGUGGGCUGGGCCUCCGACUUCGGAAGCGGAGGGCUCUGAUAGCUUUUAUGCAACGGGCUGUGCUCGCAGCUCACUCUCUCCCUGCCCUGGAAGGGGUAAGGCCCUACUCAGUGGCCUUGCAGCCUCCUGAGUUCAAAGAGAAGGCGGAGCAGGUGGGAGGCAUCAGGCAGGUGAAUCUUGGUUUUGAAGCUGUGGAGAGAGGGCUGGCCACGUCUAGGGCAGACCACGUCUGCAGUCUGGUUUUAGGAGUGUGGGCGGCCUCAGUGCAGGCACAACUUCACUUAGUUGAAUUCUGUUUGUCCAUUGUGCAGUGUUUGUUCGUUGCUGCUGGAAGAAGAUACUGGACUGCCCCAGGAAACUGAAGUGGUUGAAUAUCCAAGAGUCAAGGAUAAGGGCAAUUACUACCCGCCUCCCCCCCCCCAAUCACACACCUCUUUGAUUAUGGUGUGAUUAUGGUGGUACUAGGAGGCUGAGAUAGCCAUUUAAUGUUUGGAAACCCUGCUAAGCCAACUGCCCAGGGACUGUGGUUUUAUUUGUGAAUUAUUUGGACAAUUGUCUAGUUGAAAGGGAACUGACAGGAGCUUUAUAACAAUUUUACAAAGCUCAUUCUAAGAUUAAGCUAUUGAACCUAUACUUCCUAUUAGUGCUUAAUUUUCCAAGUAUUACUGAUUCUUAUUUUUAUGAAUCAAGUCCUUGGAAAGGCCGACACACUUGAAUGAAAUAGUGGUCACAAUGGGAAAAUUCUCAGAUGCUACCCCUGUGGUAGGUUCUCUUAAUUUUAUUGUGGUAUGAAUGGAAUAGCAGGUGUUCUCAGGUAUAAGCCUUGUAGUUUGCCAAUACAUUCAUUACCAAAGCUUUAGAUUCCCAUCAAGUUAGUGGGGGUUUUGUUACUUUUUUUUUCUCAGCAAAAUAUUUCCAUUUAAAAUUUUUGUAACAAGAAAUUGUUUUGUAACAAGAAAUCCAUUUACUUAAAAAUCAUUUUGCCAUGUUAGAAGAUGCUUUUUUGGAAGAAGACAUCUGGGAAUACAAAUCUAAAAGAAAACCAAAACCAGUACAUACAAAUAAUUGCUCUGAGACUAUGCCAAAAUCUGUUGAAAAAGCAACAGAUGGAAAAUACCAGUCAAAACGAAACAGAAAUAAAAAAAGAACUGCAGAAGCUAAAGAGAAGACAAAGGACCCUGAAAUGUGCCUUGGAGAAACAGAUAGUCAGACUUCUGUAGCUUCUAGUCAGAAUUCUAGUUGCGGAGAUGGUAUUCCCCAGUCCCAAGACAAGGAGACGGCUUCAGGAAAGCAUUGCAGGACUCGCAAAAACAAACAAGUAUCUCCAAAGAUACGUCCAGUUUAUGAUGGAUACUGCCCAAACUGCCAGAUGCCUUUUUCCUCAUUGCUAGGUCAAACACCUCGAUGGCAUGUUUUUGAGUGUUUGGAUUCUCCAUCAGUCUCUGAAACAGAGUGUCCUGAUGGUCUUCUGUGCACCUCAACAAUUCCUUCUCACUUCAAACGAUACACUCACCUCCUGCUUGCUCAGAGCAGGGCAGGCAGUAGUCCUUUCAGCAGCCCACCACAUGGGCCAAGGGAUUGCUUCAGUGAGACUAAUUCAGGCUUUCUCUGUGGCCUUGAGGAAAGAUGGUCUGUGCAUCAGAAGCCAAUGGAAAACUUAAGAAAUGUUUCAACUCACCCCUCGUUAGUGACACCAUGUCUAAAGAAAUCGCAGUCUCCAACUGAAACCGAUAAAAAGAUUUCUUCUUCUUCAACAAAUAUCCAACCGUCCCAACAAAACCUACAAUUUCCAGAAUGUGUUAAUAAUGACAAACUGGUGGGAGUCGGUUUGCCUCUUGCUGAAGAACUAGACAGCCAAAGCAACUCAGAACACAGACACUCCCCAUUGCCAGAAAAUGACUUUAGUAGCUGUGAAAUCUCUUAUUCUCCACUUCAGACUGAUGAGGAAACUUACAGUAUGGAUGAAAACCUGGGUGAUUUGCAGCAGGAGCUAUUCUUUACGGAGAGCUCUAAAGAUGGCAGCCUGGAAGAAGAUGACAACAGGUGCACUUUGUUUCAAAAACCCCAUGGUCGGUUCCUGAAGGACCAGCAGGAGAAUGGCCCCCACGUGGAUGGCUUCUUAACUCAGGAUAAAUACCAAGAAGUAUUGUAUAAAUACAACAGUCUCACUGGUUCAUCUCAACUUUUUUUCCAAAAUAAGGGUGUUAUUCUGUGUGAUGAUCCAGCACAUACUGGUAAUGAUUUUGCGCUGUUUCCAUCUGCAUCAGCACAAGGGCUUACUUCUAGUUAUCAGGCCGCUAAAGCAAAACCUGGUAAGCCAGAAUGUCACCCAUCUCAAUCAAAUAAACAGAAACAGGCAAUUGAAGAAUCAGCUGUUUGCAAUCAGAUUUCCCUUACAUCACUUACUAGUGAGAUGCCAAGAGCUUUCAAAAGGCAGGGAGAAGGGGAUCUUUCUUUCCAUCCAACCCAAAAUAAAAUGAGAAAAUCAUCAAAUAAGAACUUCAAUGCAAAGAACAAUGCUAAUUCAGCGUGUGUCUGCAGAAAGGCAUUAGGUGGUCAACUAGACAGUAAAGCUACAGUUCCCAAUACAGAGAACUCUUCCAGUGCACUUAAUGCUGUCGAGUCUCUGACAAUGUCACCAUCUGGUCCCAAGUGUCCUGCAACACAGCCUUCUUCCAAAGUGAUGAAGCAAAUGGAUAUAGGUGUUUAUUUUGGACUACCACCCAAAAGAAAAGAAGAGAAAUUGCUAGAGGGGAGUGCAGUGGAAGGGAUGAACUUAAAUCCAGUUGUAAGUCCUAAUGAAAAGAGGUCGGGGCAGCGCAAGAGGAAAGCAGAAAAAUCUUUAAGUGACUUAGAACUCGAUGCAAAGAAUUUAAGUGAGAGUCGGCCCUCUGUGGAACUUUCUAGUGAGAGGUCACAGCAUCAAAGAAAGAGACUUAAAAAGUCAGUUUCACUACAGGAGGGAGCACAUCAGAAGAGGUCACAUCACCUUAACAGGACAGAAUCUGGAAGAGUCAAUUUAAGGAAAGACAAAGUCUUCAUAAAAUCACCUUGUGGCGGGCUGCAGAGAGGGAACACGAAAAUCCCGGAGUCACCUAAUGCAGGACAAUUAAGAACAAGGACAUGUCCAUUCUAUAAGAAAAUACCUGGGACUGGCUUUACAGUUGAUGCCUUCCAGUACGGACUGGUUGAAGGGUGCACAGCCUAUUUUCUCACACAUUUUCAUUCUGAUCACUAUGCUGGAUUGUCUAAAAACUUCACAUUUCCAAUUUAUUGUAGUGAGAUAACUGGCAAUUUGUUGAAGAGCAAACUUCACGUACAAAAACAAUACAUCCAUCCAUUGCCAAUGGACACGGAAUGUAUAGUAAAUGGUGUAAAAGUUAUUUUGCUUGAUGCCAAUCACUGUCCAGGUGCUGUCAUGAUCCUGUUUUAUCUUCCUAACGGUAAAGUCCUGUUACACACCGGCGACUUCCGAGCAGACCCCACCAUGGAACGUUCUCGUCUUGCAGGCCAGAAAGUCCACACGCUUUACUUAGAUACAACAUACUGCAGCCCAGAAUACUCCUUUCCGUCUCAGCAAGAGGUUAUCCAGUUUGCCAUCAACACUGCCUUUGAGGCAGUAACUCUAAACCCACGUGUUCUUGUUGUCUGUGGCACUUAUUCUAUUGGAAAAGAGAAAGUCUUCCUAGCCAUUGCUGAUGUUUUAGGUUCAAAAGUGGGCAUGUCCCAAGAAAAAUAUAAAACCUUACAGUGCCUCAACAUACCAGAACUUAAUUCCUUCAUCACCACGGACAUGUGCAGUUCACUGGUUCACCUUCUCCCAAUGAUGCAAAUUAACUUUAAG
This is a messenger RNA of Leptonychotes weddellii (Weddell seal), 3846 nucleotides long. The record is from RefSeq and is a predicted model, not a curated record. NCBI's taxonomy places the organism in Eukaryota, Metazoa, Chordata, Mammalia, Carnivora, Phocidae.